CUUUCAGGUGAGAGACUGUUCACGGUAAAAAAGUACGGCGAAGUUUUUUUUCUAUUUAUUCCUCUCCGAGCAGUGGCGAUUGACUUCUUAUCUUCUCCAUCUUUCCGUUCUUCAAAUCCCAUUCCUCUAUAUAAAUCCAGUAAUAACUGAACCAGAUCAUCGUCUUCAUCAGAACCCAAAUCUCGCCGGAUUCCCAUCUGUAGACGAAGAGUUUCAGUCGAUGCUGUGAAGAGGGAGGGGUGUGCCGGAUGAUGCUGCCGAUGGUCGAUUGCCGGAGUUUGAUCGAGUUCUGCCGAUCAUUCGAGCCGCGCAAGAACAGGAACCGAUUCAGUCCCAAUUCCCACCGGGUUUCCCGGGGCAAUAAGAACCACUGCUGCCUCAAUCGUCUAGCUCGCCCCUUCUGCGGCGAUCACUCCCCCAUGGCGGCGCUCGAUGCGGUCAUACUCGUCCUCGUCCUCGGAUCUCUAGGGUUUCUGAUCGUCCCCUAUUUCGCGUCCGUCAUCGCCCAUCUCUGCCCGGUUCUGCUCGACGUCGUCGUCGAGGUCAUCAGCGACGCCCCGGUUGCGUAUUUCGCCGGACUGGUCGCGACGCUGCUGGGAGUGAUUGCCGCGAUCGUUGCCUGGGAGAUCGUCGAUCUGCGGUCCAGGAGGUGCGGGAAUCCGAAUUGCCAGGGGUUCAGGAAGGCGGUGGAGUUCGAUAUCCAGCUCGAGUCGGAGGAGUGUCUCAAGUACUUGCCGCCGGAAGUCGCCGCCAACGGGAACGCGUUCUACAAUUACGGCGCGAAACCAUUGGAGCUAGGGCAAGAUCGGAAGGAGCUGGAGGCGGAGCUCAAGAGAAUGGCGCCUCCCAAUGGACGGACUGUCCUCAUCUUCCGAGCUCCCUGUGGAUGCCCAGCAGGUAGAUUAGAAGUUUGGGGGAAUAAGAAAAUUCGUAAGCUUAAGAAAUGAAUCAUCUUCAUCUUCAUCGCCAUCAAUAUAAUAAUAAUUAUCACUCUGUAUCUUGACGAUAUACCUUCAUAUAUACACUGUAUUAGUAUAUCUUUACAUGAUGAAUAAAUACAUAUACAGAACCUGUCUUUUGUUCCU
Molecule: messenger RNA, 1085 nt
Organism: Cuscuta campestris
Lineage: Eukaryota; Viridiplantae; Streptophyta; Magnoliopsida; Solanales; Convolvulaceae
Source: the annotation of a GenBank genome assembly